AUGAAACAGUGCACCAAAUGUGGGAGAAGGAUGUUGACACGCAACCAUAAGAGACAUUUUGACAGGUGCACUGGAGCGGGAAACAGUGCAUCAGAUAGCCAGCUAGUGUCACUGGGACGGGCAAUUCUGUAUUUAGAAAAUAAUACACCGGAGAAGGCGGUCAGCCCUUUGAAAUUAUCUUUCCCGGAUAUUCCGUCAAGUGAAUUGUGGAAAGGUUACAUAGUUGCAAGGGCAUCAACGAGUGAACUGGUCGCAGCAUUGACCCCGAGUUUCUCACUUGAAAAUUGUGCCGAGGAACCGACACAACGAAAAAGACGGGCAAACGAAGCCAGGCGGUGGGCGAACCGUUUUAAAACUUUCGAACUGCCCGAUGAGGAAAAACAAUCAAAACAGGUCAGAGAGGGGGCGGACCGAAGCGACCAUAAAGCCCAACAAGAGAAAUCACUAUGGUCAGUGCCCAUGUCAACCAUAGAGGUCGCAGGCGAAAGUUUAGCCGACACACGAUGUCCAGCUGCCAGACCAUCGCUAGUGGACUGGAUGUUGGAAGGCCAGUUCUACGAAGGCGAGACGCCUUUUCCUAUAGACCAGGCGGUUUCGACUAUCAGCACUCCAGAGUGGGCAAAGGAAGAUAGUGACAUACUGGUCUCGACAACAGGCACAGUUGCACCAACAUGUAAAAAGGAAAAUAAGAGGCCGUCCAGAUGGGGCCCGGAAUUAAUGGCGAUUAACAUUUUCAACUUCAACAAAGAGCUUUGA
Messenger RNA from Helobdella robusta, 756 nucleotides. RefSeq lists its product as hypothetical. The transcript has a single exon. The record is from RefSeq and is a predicted model, not a curated record. The coding region runs from base 1 to 756 and encodes 251 amino acids. NCBI's taxonomy places the organism in Eukaryota, Metazoa, Annelida, Clitellata, Rhynchobdellida, Glossiphoniidae.